Messenger RNA from Coffea arabica (coffee), 1595 nucleotides. RefSeq names its product alcohol dehydrogenase-like 3. Gene Ontology annotation, molecular function: S-(hydroxymethyl)glutathione dehydrogenase [NAD(P)+] activity; alcohol dehydrogenase (NAD+) activity; zinc ion binding. The record is from RefSeq and is a predicted model, not a curated record. Gene Ontology annotation, biological process: formaldehyde catabolic process. Lineage: Eukaryota; Viridiplantae; Streptophyta; Magnoliopsida; Gentianales; Rubiaceae. Gene Ontology annotation, cellular component: cytosol.
UGUUCAAGUUCUCAUCAUCCAUCGAUGGAGGAAGGUGACACGCAUUCCGCAGCAAAUACCAUAACUUGCAAAGCUGCGGUGGUCUACGGUCCGGGGCAACCUUUGGUGAUACAAGAUGUUUUAGUGGAUCCCCCAAAGAAAAUGGAGGUCCGUAUCCAGAUCCUCUACACUUCAAUUUGCCACACCGAUCUUGGCGCUUGGCUAGGCACGAAUGAAGCUCAAAGGGCGUAUCCUCGAAUUCUGGGACAUGAAGCUUCAGGGUAAGGUCAAAAUUUCCCCUGUUAAAUUACUUUGCUCUUUUUGUCCUUCUUCCUGCUACUACUGUAAAUAUUGCUGGUCGUCCUCCAAGCCAAGGUAAAAAUUAAUAAUACACACAGCUACACGAUUUUUCUCUCGUUGUUCGUACGCGUUCAAAUACUAACUCUCUCUCGAACUGUUAAUUAUAGCAGCGAUCAGUAUUGGAUUUGAUUAGCAAUUAAUUAUUUGUUGAAUUUGGUUUUUGGGUUGGGGUGCUGGAACUAACUAAACUUAACUACUGGCAUGCAACGAAAUGAAUUAAUGCUGCCUGCUGCCAUUCCAAGAGUGGUAGAGAGCGUGGGAGAAGGAGUGACGGAGCUGAAAGCCGGAGAUCACGUGGUUCCGAUAUUCAACGGGGAGUGCGGGAGCUGCGAUUACUGCAAAUCCGACAAAACAAAUCUGUGCGAAAAAUAUCGGGUAAAUCCAUUGAAAAGCGUAAUGGUGAACGAUGGCAAGUGCAGGUUUAGGAGUAAAGAAGACGGGAAACCCAUUUUCCAUUUCCUCAACACAUCCACUUUCAGCGAGUACACCGUCCUUGAUUCUGCCUGCGUCGUCAAGAUUGACCCCAUGGCUCCCCUUCACCAAAUGGCCUUGCUCAGCUGUUGCAUAGCUACCGGUGUGGGAGCUGUAUGUAAUACUGCCAGAGUGCAACCUGGCUCAACUGUGGCGGUUUUUGGUUUGGGUGCAGUUGGAUUGGCGGUUGUGGAAGGAGCGCGAUCACGAGGAGCAUCCAAAAUCAUAGGGGUCGAUGUUAACCCCGACAAACUAACGAAAGGUCAAACGAUGGGAGUUACCCAUUUCGUAAAUCCCAAGGAACUGGAAAAGCCCGUGCAUGAGGUAAUUAGAGAAAUGACGGGAGGAGGGGUGGAGUACAGUUUUGAAUGUGCGGGUAACUUGGAUGUUGUCAGGGAGGCUUUUCUAUCUACCCACGACGGUUGGGGUUUGACAGUUGUUCUGGGGGUGCACGCGACGCCCGCAAUGCUGCCUCUCCAUCCCAUGGAGCUGUUUGAUGGGCGAAGGAUCGUAGGCUCAGUUUUUGGUGAUUUCAAAGGCAAGUCUCAAUUGCCCCGUCUUGCUCAAGACUGCAUGCGCGGGGUGGCGAAGUUGGAUGAGUUCAUUACUCAUCAACUACCUUUCGAAAAGAUCAAUGAAGCUUUCCAGCUGCUGGUUCGAGGAAAAUCCUUGCGAUGCCUUCUUCAUCUGUCAUCUCCUCACCUCAACUCAACUAAACCUUGAUCAUCUUCAGAGGAUUACAGCACACACAUAUUGCUGUACUUACUAUGUUAAUUACAUCUUUU